Molecule: messenger RNA, 1860 nt
Organism: Echinostoma caproni
Lineage: Eukaryota; Metazoa; Platyhelminthes; Trematoda; Plagiorchiida; Echinostomatidae
Source: the annotation of a GenBank genome assembly
AUGCCCGGCCAUACAAAUUGCGAUCUGAUGCCCGACCUUUCGAAGGAUACAGAUAGUAUUCUCUUAAAAGGUGGUUUAGUUGUUAAUCAUGACACUUGCAGCAAAGCUGAUGUUUUGAUUGAAGGUGGAAUAAUAAAAGAUGUUGGACCUGAUCUAAUCGCACCUGAAAACGCACGUAUAAUAGACGUUACAGACAAAUUCAUCAUACCAGGCGGCGUCGAUUUGGACUGCCAUCUGGGUGAGGCCUCCAUUGAUGAUCCGUUGGCAGAUACGUUUGAAACUGGAUCGAAAUUUGCAGUCCUUGGUGGAACAACUACUUUGGUUAACACAGUGAAUGUUCCUAGCACUGCAACGUUACGUGAUUCAUUCGACCACUUUGUCAAGUGUUCCACCGGUCGAAUGUUUUGUGAUUACGCAGUCUGUGUUCGCGUCCCACGAUUCAACGAAGAAACUGGGGUUGAUAUGGAAUACUUGGUCAAAGAAAAAGGAGUAUGCCUGUAUUCUUUAGUUUUAGGCGCUUCCGGCAAAGUUCCGGAUGGUGAAGCGUUGAACGAGGAGGAUUUCGACAGGGUUUUAAAGCAAUGCCGCACUCUGGGUGCACUUCCUGUGGUACCCGCAUUAACUUCACCUCAAUUGGCUGAUGACAUUUCAACUGAACUUAUCAAAGAAUGUCCCAAUUUGGGACCGGAGUUACAUCAGUUUUCGCAACCGGAAAGAGCAGAGGCCGACACGAUACGCAAGGCUGCUUUGCAUGCAUUUGAAUCCGAACGCGUAUGUCCCAUAUUGAUUUCGCGGAUACAGAGUGACCUAGCCCUCCGAUGCUUUUACGAACAACGCCGCUAUUGUCGCAGUUUGCUUUUCGGACAAACCACGAUAGCUGCGAUUGGAGCCCCUCUAUCAGCUGCGAAUAACUAUUCCGGAGAUCAACCGGUGGUGGAUCUCGUCACCUCAAAGGACUGGGCUACAGCUGCAGGGUGUGUUUGUGACCCACCUAUCAGACCCGAUGUUAAUUUAAGUGAAAAACUUAUUGUCCACUUAAAUUCAAGUGAUGCCUUGAUUGUGGGUUCCGGACACCGCGCUGUGAGUCUUGAGGUAAAAGCAAGUUUCGGUUUAAAACGAAGCUCAAAAAUCCCCAAAUCAAUAGCUGCACUGGGCUGUCGACUUGUGGCACUUUGGGAUUGUGCUGUGGAGAACAACGGUGGUAUUGAUCAGUGUUCGUUCGUCCGAGCAGUGAGCACAGAUCCUGCACGUUUAGCCAAUCUCUACCCCCAGAAGGGUCGUAUUCAACCCGGGAGUGAUGCUGAUAUUGUGGUUUGGAGCAAACCGGAUCUUGCGGACAACGGUUGCUGGGAUAAGUUAAUGCCUGCAGGAGUUUACAAUGUGUUUUCCGGAUUAUCACCACGAUCACGACCAGAGAUAGUGUUCCUUCGUGGCUGCAUAGUGGUUAUGAAUGGAAAACUUGUGGAAGAUAGUGCUCACGGACAGUUUGUAGCCGUAAAACCGUUUGGACAGAUGGCGUUCAGUCGAGUCGCCGCCGUUGAUCAAUCGCAUCAUUCUCAAAUGGAAAAAAUUAUUCGUGAACCAUAUACCGGACCGGUGUUUGGAGGAACUGCGAAUGGAGUACGCGAAGAAACCCGAGAGCACCACUACUUCCGCAAAGAAUAUUACGAUAACAUGCCUAAAGUCGGUGAGACAGUUUAUCCUACUUCAAACGGAUUCCUUUCAAAUAAUUUAUCAUUCCAUUCUCUUAGUGGCACUCCCACCGGGACAAAGGCAAAUCCACACAUCGGUCAAAACCGCACAACCGCCGGGCGGAUCUUCGAAUGCAUUUUGGUCCAACAAUUAAGAUCUCCAUUGUGA